Molecule: messenger RNA, 5070 nt
Organism: Chaetomium fimeti
Lineage: Eukaryota; Fungi; Ascomycota; Sordariomycetes; Sordariales; Chaetomiaceae
Product: armadillo-type protein
Exons: 2
Coding region: 242-4663 (1473 amino acids)
Source: RefSeq, a predicted model, not a curated record
GCUGAGCAAGCGCCGCGGAUCGAACAUUUUGGGCAACGUCCACCACAAGGGCUACAACAAACCCUACACCUACCUUGGUAGGUAGGUAGGUCCGGCAUGACUGUGAAAUGCUCUUCUCGUCCACGUGAAGCAUAAACCAUCAACAACAUGCACGGAGUUACCUUCACUUGGAACCAAACAACCACCAACGUUCACCGAACGCGCCAUCUGCCGCACACGUUCGUUCCCCGGUAUCCCAGCCAUGAUUUCCGUCAACCUCAGCAGCCGUGUCUUUUUGGCUACAGGGACAACUGCCUUGUGUAUCUUGGCCGGUACGACCGCUGUCUGGCUUUGGCUUUCUCACCCGGAGCCCCCUUCGCCAUCUCUACAAUUUGAACCGAAACAACGAGGGGUCCGGCUCUGUCAGGUCAACGACAAGGACGAUUCUGACGCCGACAUUGACAUCAUUGCCAUCCAUGGCCUCGACACGAAAUCGCCGGAUACGUGGACGUGGGGGGCCAAAAACGCCCAACAAAACGUCAACUGGCUGGCCGAUCCGGAUAUGCUCCCGAGUAAGGUGGGAGCAGCUCGCAUCUUCACAUGCAACUGGCCCGCCGACCUGCUCCAACCGGCAGACUUGGUCCCGAAGAGAAUUGAGGAAUAUGCUCUGCUUCUCCUCAAUGCCAUCGAUCGAGAGCUGUUCGUGGCAGAUGCCACAAGAAAAGAACCCCGGCGUCUUUUCUUCAUCGCUUCCUGUCUCGGGGGCAUCGUGUUGACCAAGGCUCUGGUGGACGCUGACGAUAAGUACCUCUCCCUCAGAAAAGCGACGUGCGGUAUUGUUUUUCUUGCCACGCCGUUCCGGGGGACUUCGUUCCGAGACGUAGCCGCGUUUGCUGAGCCGGGUCUGCAAUUCUUGGCUUCGAUCCGGGGUCGAGAAGUAAACAAGCUGCUCGACAAGGUGAAGGGGUCGACCUUCGAUCUCGAGACACUUGUACGGGAGUUCACACAACUAUGUCAGGACAAAGAUCAUCCCUGUCUAGUGUUUACCUUUUAUGAAAAAGGGAAGACGAGCCUGCCGCUCAAAGUAUUUCCUUGGCUCCCGAGUUUCUUCCGCCAAGAAAAGCAGUUGGUCGACGAAAGCUCGGCAACCCUCGAUAUUGUCCACAAGCCACUACCACUCGAUCGGCGCCAUGUUAUGAUGAACAAAUUCCACGGUCCCGGAUGUGCAGAUUACAAAACAGUGGCUGGAAAGAUUCAGGAGUUCCUCAGAAAGAUCCGCGAAGGAACCCCCCUCAUACAGGCAGACGCCUGGAUUCGCACCGAACAUUAUACCACCGACAGACUGAAGAUUGAACGGCUUUCAGGCGAUCCUUUGCCCAUGGACCAAUGCUACAUCAAUCUCGCCAUUGUAGAGCAGUAUAGGUCCGAAGAAGAGUCCAAGACCCAGUCCUCCCCGUUUUCACUCUCCGCUCGACUGAAGAUCGAGACACUGUACAAGAACAUACAGGUCGAGUUGCCGACACUAUUCCGCCCACGCAAAAGAGGCGAUGUUCAGACGAACCCAAGACGCAUCUUGAUCCGAGGACGCGCUGGAGUGGGGAAGACUACGCUGUGCAAGAAGAUUGUCCACGAGUUUACCCACGGUACGUGGGGUCAGUGGGAUGAUUUAUUCGACCGCGUCCUUUGGGUACCUUUGCGGAACCUGAAACUGGACGAGAGACGCCAGGCCCAAUACCACUUUGUCGAUCUUUUCACCCAUGAGUAUUUCUCUGACCCCCCCAAACCGAACCUGGCCAGCGCAUUGUCCGAUACCCUGGAAUGGACCGAGAGCAGUAGGACCUUAUUUCUCCUGGACGGCCUAGACGAAGUCUCUCAGGAGCUAGGCGACCAAAGCGUCAUGUUCCACUUUCUCAAGAAGCUGUUGAACCAACCGAACGUCAUCAUCACCUCUCGGCCUUCAGGAAAACUACCACCUGGCCUAAAAGCCAUCGACAUCGAACUGGAGACGAUUGGGUUCUAUCCAGAUCAGGUCAACGAGUAUCUCGAACAGGUACUUCCUGGACAGGCCGAGGAUAUCCGAUCAUUUCUCCAAGCCCGCCCGCUUGUUCGGGAUCUUGUACGCGUCCCGAUCCAGCUGGAUGCAUUCAGCUUUACCUGGAAUGAGAGCGUGACGAAACUUGACACCAUGACUGCCGUUUAUCAAGGGAUCGAAGAUGGCCUGUGGAAGAAGGACGUCUUGCGAUUGGGGAAAAGACAUGAUGGGAAGCUUUUGACUGAAGGCCUGAUCCAGGAUUCAGACCCGUCCGAGAUCAGGGACCUUGUCAGGGAUGAGAUCUGCUUUCUGGAAGGCUUGGCCUUCACUGGACUGCACAACGAUGUAAUCGACUUCGACCCGAGGCAUCAGAAAGCCAUGUCUACUCAUUUCAGUCCCGCCAUCAUUUUACCCUCCAAAACGCUCCCACACCUCUCUUUUCUCCGGACCUCAAACCUCUCACCAAGAAAGGGCAACCACAACCAAUCGUAUCAUUUCUUGCACUUGACCUACCAAGAAUAUUUUGCCGCGCGAUAUUUCGUACGGCAGUGGCAAGCUGGAGAACCACUCAAAUGUCGAGUCCUCGGGAACGGAAAGCUCGAGACCCUCGGAACCGGUGACUUUCUUCGGAAACACAAAUACACCGCCCGCUACGACAUCUUUUGGCGCUUCGUUGCUGGCCUGUUUGACGCCGAACGGAAGGGCGAGGAAUUCUUCCACGCAAUCGAAGACAAGCCGCGCGAUCUGCUCGGUCCUACCCACCAACGGCUUGUGAUGCAUUGCCUGAGCGAGACGUUGAUGGAGACGCGACCCCGGAGAAGCCUAGAAAAGAGACUAAAAGAGUGGCUGCUCUUUGAAUUCGAAUUCACAAAAAAGGCACGAUCGGCAAGCGAGGUCGAAUUUCCGGAACGGGCCUUGGUCGACGCCCUGCAGGAAGCGCCUUUUCCUGUGAAGAUGACGAUUCUUGAAUCGUUAGCAAUACGGCCAACACUCCCGUCAAGCAUCGUCGAUAUAAUAGUUUCUUGGCUAGAAGACGGCCAAUCCGAGCCCUCGAGGACCAUGGCCUUCGAGGUUCUCCGGCGAUUUAGUCUGGGACGAGGGUUGUCCGACGACCUGCUCACGGCCGUGGUGGAACGGGUGCUUCACAAAACUGAGCACUGGUCCGUCAGAAUUGCCGUCUUGCAGCUCUUAAGAGCACAGCCCACUAUAUCUGAUGAGCACCUCCCGGCCGUGAUAGAACUGGCCUUGUGCAAAUACGAGGAUGAAUCCAUUAGAACGGCCGCCUUGGAGGCCUUGCCCAGACAGCUCAAAAUAUCCGGCGAACACCUCACCGCCAUGGUAGACCUGGCACUCUGCAGAGAUGAGGGCGUGUCCAUCAGGACGGCCGCCUUGGAGGUCCUGCCCGGGCAACUCAAAAUAUCCGGCAAGCACCUCACAGCCGUGAUAGAACUGGCGCUAUGUAAAGAUGAACACGAGUCCAUCAGAACGGCCGCCUUGGAGGUCUUGCCCAGACAGCUCAAAAUGUCCGGCGAGCACCUCACGGCCGUGCUAGAACUGGCGCUCUGUAAAGAUGAGGACGUGUCUAUCAGAACGGCCGCCUUGGAGGUGCCGCCCGGGCAGCUCAAAAUAUCCGGCGAGCACCUCGCGGCCGUGGUAGAACUAGCGCUCAGCAAAGACGAGGACAAGUCCGUUAGGUGUAACGCCUUGUCGACCUUCGCCAGAGACUUUACCAUAUCCGACGAGCGCUUUACGGCUGUGGUAGAACUGGCGUUAUGUAAGGACGAGGACCGGGCCGUCAGAAAAGCCGCAUUGGGAGCUCUGGAAACACAGCCCAGUAUAUCCGACGACUUUCUCACGGCAGUAGUGGGACUCCUCGGAGACAAGGAUGAUUACAUGAGGGAAGCCGCGUUAACUCUAUUGCGAGCGCAGCCCAGUCUAUCCGACGACCGCCUUACGGCCGUGGUAGAAGUCCUUAAAGACAAUGACUCGUUGGUUAGACGGGCCGCCUUGGACGUCUUGCAGGCACAGCCCCGCCUAUCCGACGAGCACCUUAUGGCCGUGCUAGCACUCCUCGAAGUCGACAAUAAUUACACCAAAACGCACGUCUUGAAGGUCCUACAAGCACAGCCUAAUAUAUCCGACGAACACAUUGCGGUCGUGGUCGGACUCCUCGAAGACAGUCACGAGCUUGUCAGAAGUGCCGCCUUGAAGGUCUUGGAAGAACAUCCUAUGAGUAUCUCCAACGAGCAGUUGAAGGUCGUGGUAGCACUCCUCCAAAGCUGGAACGAGUACGUCAGACAGGCCGCGUCGCGGAUCUUGCAACGACAACCUUCUCUCUCGGACGAGUGUCUCAAGGCCCUAUCAUUACUACUAGCCUUUGAAAACGGGGGCGGCCCGGCGGAGGUUGUAUUGAGAGGGCAUGAAGAGUUCUACUCCACCCUUCUCAGUGGCCCAUCUGCAAGAUCACUAUAUAGCAUCCAUUUCGCGCGCAGCUUUGAGGAACAAUGGAGUUGGUAUGUCGAGGAUGGGGCGUUGUGUGUGAACGCGCCAGAUGGGAUCAGAAAAGGUAAUAUUGAUAAUAUGGAGGCGUUCGUCGACAUGGUGAGGAAGUCACGGCCACGGGGAUUCCCGUCAACGGGGGAGGAGAUGUAAAGGCGGCGAUGCCGGGAGAAGAUAGGAGGAAGCGUGUGUAUUAGUUGUGCUGAUCAGGGAUUUGCUUCUCUCAUUUACACUACUUCCUUGAUAGCGUGUCAUGUAGAGGGCCUGGGGGGAAGAGGAAAUCUUUCCUUCUGCAGCAAGAGAAACACAAGGUUGUAACCUUUGAACGAAGUUUGAUAUUCUUUGUUAGCUUGCCUAGUGGUGUUUCGGAGAAGGGGUUGAAACAUGGUACAAGAAUAGGGGGUGGAACCAUGACCGGUCUUGUAGAAACAGCAGAUGCUACGUUCAAUCAUUUUGGACUUUCCGUCAUGACAAAAUGAGUAUGUAACGUGCCUGAGAGUUUCUUUGAUCCGGCAUAUCGUGCUUGUUUCUAGGGUAGUAGUUCUUCUAGACCUGUUAUU